GAAGAAAAGAAUGAAGCCGAUGACGACGAAGGAAACGACGACGACGCCGGAAAACGCCAUUUUGCUGUUGGACAGAACUACCGAAGAAGGACUGAGAAGCACAUAAAAGGUAAAGAUGUUACUGAAGAUUACCAGUUGAUGAUGGAUACUAUAUUAUUCCCUGGAAAGACAAUUUAAAAACACAGUCGGUCGUUUAAAUCGUGUUUGAGGUGUAAGUCUGUAUUUAGGCAUUUCGUUUGCUGUCUAACUUAACCGAAACGAUGUUUACCGAAUAAGUUUGACAACAUCUUGUAUUUCUCAAAGUUAAAGGCUUCUUUGGUUUUAAAAAGGUGAAGUAUUUGUUGUCAGAUUCGUCUUUGUUAGCAGUGUUUCUUUGAUUUGUGUUAUGGUCAGUGUUCAUGCCAUGGGACGAUUCUUCAAACACGGCGAGGCUAACAAGCUAACAGUCAGUCCAGUUAUGGGCUCGUCUGUCCUGCGACGUGUUUAUCUCUUUUAUUAGGCACUAACUAAAUAAAUCACCGAGGCAGUGAUUUAUUUAGUUAAAGUCUGGCUUACCAUACUUCCUCAACAAAUGUCCAACACAUGAUGCAUGUACCCUGUGUCGAUUGUGGAUGUACCUUUACUCUGCUAUCGUGUUCUAUAGAGACGAUGUUACCGAGUUUAAUCUAUCUAAUUAGCUUAACGACAGUGCCAAACACGAGCAAUCUUCUCUCAAGUAUUAUAUUUCUGUGAAAUCAAGUAUAUCAUGUUUGUUUGUAAGUGUUGUAGGCUGUCACCUGCGUACGUGGGUGCUGUUUCAUGAGGUGACAUCAUGAAAAGAUGUACGAAGUAGAGAAUUGUUACCAAACAACUUCGUUAGUUGCAUUAAUCCCCCUAAACAAUUACAUUCCUUACAUGUCUCUUUAAUCGACCCUAAAACUGCUUAUAGUAAUACCUAUUGUCCCUUGUUGAGUAAAGGAGAACCUGUCAUUCCUGUUUCCUGGAAAGUGCAUCUAUCAACAGAACAACCUCAACUGUCCUAUGGUGGAUGCUAAGCCCAUCCUAAACCAGUAUAUCAUCAUAGAUAAUCUGCCGUGCUGGCUGAAAAUUAGUCAUGUUAUAGACAUUAAACCCCCACGUUAAGGGGAAGAUAGGUUGAAAAUCAACUUUGUAUUUGUCAGCCCCUUUGUGUUGCAUCUCUAUAUUUCUUGGUUGUCAUUUUCCUAAGCUAUCCUUCCUUCAUCAUGUUGUAUUUGUUGGUUACAGAUGAGCUAAGCCCUUCCUUGUGUGGCCAUGGCAUUUGACAGUUUACACCUGCGCACACGUGAAAAGUUAAGAUGAAUAAUCUUUAGCCUGCACACUCAGAAGUGCAGAAGAAGAAGAAAAUUUGUAUGUUGUUUUUAUAUUUUGUUUUAACAAGUAUCCUUCUCACCUGUAAUCUCACCUCUUUCAAUUAAAAUGUGAAAAGAAACGGCAAAGCAGAAGCUUGUUGCUGAAGAUGAAGCUGGCAGUAGUUCCCCGACAUACUCACCGCUUCCGUGAUCGUUUACUAUAGGUAUUUCAGGACAUUGUUGUAAUGAGUUAGCUCUGGCUUUGUGUGUUCAGCGAUUAAUGUAUGCAGCAGGCGGCUAUUUAUGAUUUGGGUGGAGCCAAGUUUACUCUAAACACCAGAGGGCAUUACCUGCAAUUUACUUGAAAAACAUAUCGAGAUUUGACAUUUUGUUUUAUUGGAACACUUUGCAUGUUACUGAUGAAAGCUUGAUGAUGCUGCAGAUACUCAAAAACAAGUUAGGAUCUAUUUCUGCAUGGCAGUUCACCAUGUCUACAGGUGUAGCCUUUAAAACAUAUUGCGCACGCUUUCCUUCAUAAUUUCCUCCUGGUUGUUUUCCUCCAUCCUACUUCCUUGCUGUGUUUCAUAAACUGAGAUUAAUGUAUAAAUAAUAUUUCCUCUACUUGGUUGUAAAGCAUCCUCACCUGCACUCACCCCUUCAUUUGAACUCAUUUGAUUAAAACAAUAUGGAGAAUGAGCACAGUAUUGUUUGGUGCAAGUUGCUCUAUUAUGUGGUAAUGUGGUAUGACAAAUGGCCUCUCCUUGUAAUUGUGAAAAACAAUUAAGAUCUGUCAAGAUGUAAACUCAGUCAACCAGAGGAGUAAAAUACUAAACGUAGAGUUAUGUAAUUAUGAUCUUGGUUCAUGUGUGUGAUAAAAUGAUGAGUCACAGGUGUGUACAGGGAUAGAGAACAAACCAAACUAGUCUGUCAGUUUCCACAAUCUCCAAAGUGGCACAUAGCUGUGGGCUCUUUUGAGGACAGUCCACUCACUGUGUCUCAUUGUUCGCUGUCUGAGAUCGAGCCUUGGCUGGAAAAGUCAACCUCGGCAGCAUUUCAUAGGUACAGACAGUAGCUUUCAUUCUGACACAAUGGACAGUGGGCUCACACUUACAAUGUUCAUAUUCAGCCUUAAAUCAAUCCUGUGGUUAGUCGUGUUAAUGGACUGUUAUCACUUAGAGUAGAAAAUAAAGGAUGAAAAUAUCAAUAGGUUUAAAAAGAAAACAACAAAUAAUGACAAAUAGUGAUGACAAAUAAUUAGAGUUAAGGUCCUUACACACCGGGGCCGACACGAAUAAAGAACGAGAAAUUACGAAAUAUUCUGAGGUGAAUUUUGAUGCCCCUGACUAUAGACAUCAACCCGAUGCGAUUUUGCGACUUUCCGGGGAAAGUCCUGCCUCCUUCGCCUCUGAUUGGCUAGAAAAGCUGGAAACGUCAUCACACGCUAAAGCCAAAUGGUCAGCACUUUUAGCCAAUCAGAGGCGAUAAGAUAAGCACAUGAAACUAUGGUAACAACCGUUAGCUUACAUUAGCACAGAUCAAAGUUAAAACAAAGCCGUUUAGCAAACUGUUAAAGCACACAAACCAUCGUCAUAUGACAGAUCUGAUGCUAUGUUGUCUUUCAGGUCGUUAUCUUUGUAAUAUUUGUGUCUUAUAUCAUAAAGCACUCUCUUCUCAGACAGGUAAACAAUCAGCCGGUCGGCCAUGUUGGAUACACCAGUGAAUCAGACGUCACAACAACACGCAAUCUGAUUGGUCAGAAGUGGACACACAGUAUGCGAAACGUUAGAAAAUCGACUGUGAUACGAAAAAAUAAAUGCCGCAAUAUCCCAGUAUGGGAAAACGUCGCUGAUGUGAACGCUUGUAUUGACAGGAUACGGGUUCGAAAAAAAAUAUUGACGUCCGAAAUAGUUGCACGACAAAAACGGUCCCGGUGUAAAAGGACCUUCAGGGUUAGAAAUGUUCAGUAGACUUAAUAAAAGUCAGCGCAGAUUGGUGACAAACUGUUUGAGUUUGUUCAGCCACGAUACUUCUUAAAGUAUAUUUGAAGUAUGUUUUUUUAUGAUAUAACAAAAGCUAAAAAUAUCGAUAUGACUGCUAUUUUCUCCUUUGACUCACAAUAUAGCAAAUUAUAGCUAUUGGUAAUCAGUCAACAUUACUCAAUGAUGCACCAUCAAGGUUUCUUUUAUAGCAGCAGGAUUGUGAACAUUUUUUGACAACUUGAAAUCAUUUGAAACGGAAUGGUUUCAUUACAUUUUACAUUGUUCAUCAACAGACGUUCACUAAAAUGAAUUUGUCCUCCGACAAUAGGGACACCUUUUCAGAAUCCAUCACUUCCUUAUGGUAAUUUGUUUGCUGAAUCGGUUUGAAGAACUUGAAGUGGGGGAAUGUUCUCUCUUUGACUUCCUGGUGCUUAUCAUUGGAUAUUUACCACACUGCUGAAUAGAACAAGCUGAAGCAUGGUGUCCCUUGUUCUUAACAUACUAUUUUUUUGUUUUAGAAAACUUUAAUACCAGGACAGCCAAUGAGACCUCAUCAAUGGCUGUCCUGGAUUGUGUUGUUACCCCAUUGUAGGGUUUUCAUGGAUUAUAUCAAUCUAUUGAAAGGUGAAUAUGGAGCAUUUUAUUCAGCCAAGACUCUAUAUAUUUUAUAGUUGUGGCUGUUAACCAACUUUUGGACCAAAUCAUUAACAAACAUCAGGAAAAGUUGACAUCUCACUGAAAUUCCUGUAAUUAAACAUCAAGCAGAGGCUGUGUGGGCCUAACCUUUUCAUGAACUAUGUGACCUAACCUGACUGUUCAGUUCACCUUUCAGACAGACAGGUUAAACUCUCAUGAACCAACCGGGCAUAAUAAACUGUAGUGUAUGAUGGCACUACCAAGACAGAGCCAUCAGACUCGUAGCUUUACAUACAGUCUCAGCUCCACCUCUGCUCUGUGAUUCAGAAACAGAGAAAACUGAAGGGACUGAGCACGGCUGUAAAAUCCAAACACAGAAAAUCGAACAAUAAAGAAUAACGUGAAGUCCCAGAGGAAAUAUUAUCAGCAUCUUUCUUUUGGAUGUUUUUACUCAUUACACAAUAUUCUUUGUUCUUCUGCAGGUGGGCCAAAAUGGGACUAAGCGUAAGUCAACUUUUAAACAGAAUAUUUGGCAAGAAAGAAAUGAGAAUCUUGAUGGUGGGACUGGACGCUGCUGGAAAGACCACCAUUCUCUACAAGCUCAAACUGGGCGAAAUCGUCACAACAAUUCCUACGAUUGGUACGUUCUUAACCUACUGUUGAUAAGGAAAAUCUGCCAUGACACACAAUGACAGAUAGCUCUACGUUUGUAAAAACUUAAGACAGGAUGACAUCUUGAAGUUAAUCACCUUUUCUUCUCUCUUCAUCUGCAGGUUUUAAUGUUGAGACGGUCGAGUACAAGAACAUUAGUUUUACAGUGUGGGAUGUGGGCGGCCAGGACAAGAUCAGGCCACUCUGGAGGCAUUACUACCAAAACACACAAGGUAAGAGACUUGCUGACUGUCCGAUCUUUAAAACCACAAAACCAUUAUCCAAGGGCUCGACAGUGCGACUGUUAGGUGUUUGAAUAAGGGACCAUCAAUAAAUUACCGGUUGAUAUUCUCAAAAAAGGCUUUUUUUCUUCAAUAGCUUCCAUGUCAUGUAACCAAUGGACCUAAAAUUGAUUUCAAAUAAUAGUACUAAGGUCGGACGAUAAGACACACCUCUUUAUUUCCCUAAUUUGUCCUCCUAAAGAUUUUUGUGUGGAAUUCAAAGGCAAAUUUUGAACAUUUUCUUAGCUUCCUUGUCAUGUGACCAAAAGACUAAAAUUGAUUUCAAAUAAUAGUACUUAUGUCGACCAAUAAGACACACGUUAGCUGAUCAAUUUUCAUUGUGCCCUUCAAGUUCUUAGUGUGCUCCUUCCUUUUUCAACUGUGAAAAAAGUUGGUGUCAAGUCCUGGUGAAACAUCAGCUCCUUUCUUCUUCCAGGUCUCAUCUUUGUGGUGGACAGUAACGACCGGGAACGAGUUGGUGAGGCAAAGGAUGAGCUAAUGCGAAUGCUGUCUGAGGAUGAGCUGAAGGACAGCGUGGUACUCGUGUUUGCUAACAAACAGGUGAGUUUUUUUUGUUUGCGGUCUCCAUGAUGAUCUUAAUAUGAGUUUCCUUUUUCCCCCUCUUCUCACUAAUUGAUUGUCGUGUUUUCUGCUUGUUCAGGAUUUGCCCAAUGCCAUGAACGCAGUCGAGAUCACAGACAAGCUGCACUUGCAGUCCCUGCGCAAACGAAACUGGUAUAUCCAGGCCGCAUGUGCCACAAACGGAGACGGUCUCUACGAGGGUCUCGACUGGCUUUGUAACCAGCUAAAGAACAUAAAAUGAUGCAUCACGCCAUUCCUUUACUGUCAUCUCUGUGACUGACGGGUGCAGGGGACUGCAAUGGGCCUAGUCUCUUUCUCUCUCUUCUACCUUUACUCUUUAACUUAAAGCGUAGGACCAGUUGGCCUCUGCUGCUCCUGCAUCUGUUCACGGUAUGAGUGUGUUGGGAUCAGUAUUUUCGGAUGGAUGAUUGUGUGUGUGUGUGAGCUGAGUGAGAGCGGUCUGGCUGCCCCUUGAACAGUUAAAACACUCUUUCCAUUCCUCCACUCUCACAGUCCAAAGGGACUCGCCCCCACAGACUUAGGGUUCAGACCAGUUUCUUUUAGGUUUGAUUGAUCCGGGUUUUGAUUAUAUAAGAUUUGUUAUCAUUUGAAGGGGGUUCUUAGGCCAUUUUUUGAUAGUUGCUCCCACUCCAUCUUUCUGUACUAAGGGUCUUGAGGUCUCUGGGUUUUUGUCUGUUUUCUUUUUUAAUGUAUUGUUUCUUUUAGUGCUACUCUCAGUGCUUGCUCGACCUGGUUUACUUAUGCAUGACCUGAUACGUAAGGUGUGCAGUCUUGACGUUCAUUUUGAAUUGUUCUUGGGACCAAUUAGUGAGAUUCAGAAAAAAGGCUUAUUGUUUUUGCUUUCAUUCAUGAUUCCCUCUUUUACGUGUUUCCAGAAGAUAAACAUGUUCUUGAACAAAAAGUCAGCACUGCGCUACACGGUACAGUUUGAUUACAAGUGUUUACUCUGGACUAUCGAUGCUGUAAAUGUGUCCUCUACGCUUCAGGCUUUAUGGUGUUUUUUCUGCAUGUAGCCAGGGCCAAGUUGACCAUGUUAACUCCCUUGAUGCCAUUUGCACAAUCUCAUAAGCUAGCACAACACAGGCUUAUGUGAAACAGUGGAUUAUCCAUCAGCCAUUGCAGCGAACCCAUAGACGGUAACAAGUCCUGUUGAUCCACACCAGCAGACAAUUACGACAUGCAGGUAUGGGUGUUGUACCAGAUAACUAAAGUAACAAAACAUGUUCCCACUCCCUAUAUGUCAGCAAAACCAAUUAAUAAUAAAACAGCUUAAUACACUCGAAAGCCCUUCAAAAUAAAAUUGACCUUUUUUUGUUUAUAAUAAUGGGUCAUUUAAGUGUUUUCUUGUGAAAUAUUCUUUUGGGCUUUCUUGGGUGUCAUAUGCUUCGGUAUUUCCCAAACAUCCAUUCAGUUCAUAGGAUGAGUGACAUGAUUUGAAACACACCAUCAAAAACACAAAUGUAUAUAAUCUCUAAGAAAAUGUAUUUUAACUUGAAGUCACCCACAUACCCUUGUUCAGACGUGAAGCUUUAAUUUUCAAGAUUGUUUCUGUAUAAAUGACAAGGUAUGUGCAUAUGUAUUUCUUAAUUACCUUUUAUGCUUUUUUAAACUCAUCUUGUAACAUCUGAUAAAUGCACUAUAAUAAAGAGAUCUCUAUUGUACUCAUGCUUCACUAUCAUUUGUCAUUCUUUUAAAAGUUAGAAGGUUAAAACUUGAAAUUCCACUGUACCUGAAGACAUGAAUGAAAUCAUCCCAGUUAAAGUGUCUGUGUGAGGUCUCAAUGAUGAUAACAUCUGUGUUAGUCGCUUUGCCUUGAUCAAUCAAAUUAUAAAUAAUGUUAGCCUGUUAGUGUGAUCAUUCUGAAGAAAUGGACUUGUCAAAAUAAAACAUUCAAUUAUUCAAACAGGUCCCACCA
This is a messenger RNA of Xyrichtys novacula (pearly razorfish), 7375 nucleotides long. Lineage: Eukaryota; Metazoa; Chordata; Actinopteri; Labriformes; Labridae. The record is from the annotation of a GenBank genome assembly.